UCGGCCUGCAUCAACGACAACGCCUGGCAUGAUACGAGAAGAGAAGUAUCACAUGAAAAUUUGCGAUGGCAGCAAGAUGUGCCUUAGAGCAAUGGCGGGCAGUGCUGCUAUAUCACAGUACAGUGAUUAUCGUAAAGACGUAGCAAUCGUUGGAAGGGAAUUUGCCUCUGUUGUACCUAGCUAGCACACUUUCCAGCCAUGUCACCAAUCACUCCAGCCACUCCAACUUCUGUCGACCUCUUGACAUAUCUUCGUGAACGAUCUUCUAUCGACUAUGACUGCCUCGAUCCGACAGCUGCAGAGAAAUUGGGACCAUUCGAGGAUUGUACAUCGAAUCAGUGGGAAGCCUUUGCUCAGCUGAGCAAUCCGAAACACGCUGCGCUGCUCAAGGAAGCUAUUGCUCACGCCAGCCGAGCCGAGGCCGAUUUCAGAGAUGUCUCUCCCGAAGAGCUGGCGGUGGAGUACGGGAUGAUAUUGCUGUCCCUUCGGAUGAUUCCUCUAAUUCGCGGCUCAAUACAUGUCAUGUGCAAUCCACUCUAUUCUUGGAAUACAGAGAAGGUGUACAAAACGGGCCAUCGUUUUCACAAGAUAGCACACGAUUUGGAUCCGUCCUUCGAUCUGUCAAGACUAAUAAUGAAGGUCCCGGCGACUUGGGAAGGGCUUCAGGCCUGCAGAAAGCUGAAAGACGACAAUAUCAAGACUCUCGCAACCACUUUGUUCACGAUGGAGCAAGUUGUGCUAGCCGGUGAAGCAGGGUGCAUAUCCAUCUCACCAUUUGCUCAUGAACUGCGAGCUCAUCUGGACACUUCGUACCAUGAUACACAGCCCAUCAUGGAUCUGUUCCUACAAGCCCAGAUGUACUACCAGCAACACGGAGUCCCCACUAAGGUCAAAUCCUGCGCAUUUAUGACGAUCGACGAAAUCAUCACCAUGGCUGGGGUCGAUGCAAUGACCCUCCCAGCAGAAGUCCUGGAAGAGCUUUCAAAUACAAAAGAUACAGUUGACCGGCUUGAAGAGAAAUCCGUCUUCCAUGCAGCGGCCCAGAGUCUCCAGGCACAUUCUGCUCGUUUGACGAAGCAAAGCUACAUCGACGACGAGGCUGGCUUUCUGCGAGCUUACUGCACACAAGGUAGGGGAAGGGCGAAAACCGAGGAUUCUAUUGCUGUCUUCUGCAAGUUUCAGGUGGAUGCUGAGAGUCUCAUGGCGCAGCAUAAACUACGUGCGAAACUUUGAUACCGCAACUGGCGUCGAUACCUGUGCGCUUCGCGGAGUGUGGAGAGCAUCACAGGUGUCACACUCAGUCGUCUUAUCAGUGUGUCGUCGCAGCUAUUGCGUUUGGGAAUAGUAUUGUGCGGCCACGCAGUUCAAGCCUCAAUAACAAUCAUGAUGCCAGCUGAUUGAAUGGCAAAGUGAACUAUACUAAAUAACGGAGACUGCAGUAGGCCGUCGAUGUUGUGGCCUGUUUCUUCCAGCCUGAUGUCCGAAUAGAAUAUGUCACUCAGUCAAUUGAGCAUUCUCUGUAUACACAAUUCAAGCACGAAAUGCAGAGAAACUCCACUUGAUGACACAACAAAGCUCGUCGGGAAUCAAAUCUAGAAAUGCAAAUGAUGAGAAGCCUUGCAAAGAUCGGAGCUAAUAUGCCGCUGAGCUUUCAUGAUCAUGACAUCUUGCCCGUAC
Cercospora beticola is the source of this 1677-nucleotide messenger RNA. RefSeq lists its product as uncharacterized. Gene Ontology annotation, molecular function: transaldolase activity. Gene Ontology annotation, biological process: pentose-phosphate shunt, non-oxidative branch; carbohydrate metabolic process. Gene Ontology annotation, cellular component: intracellular anatomical structure. NCBI's taxonomy places the organism in Eukaryota, Fungi, Ascomycota, Dothideomycetes, Mycosphaerellales, Mycosphaerellaceae. The record is from RefSeq and is a predicted model, not a curated record.